CUGAGCCGCCCGAAGCCCCGCCCACCCGCUCGCUCGAGACUCACGGAGGGUUCCGCUGCUGUCGGACUCUAUCGCUUAACGUUUGCCAGACUUGGAUAAGAGUGGACGCAGGGGCUCGGGGCCGGUCAAGGGAUUCGCAACAUUAUUUCAAGCCUGUCGUCUGUGCAUCGCGGUCAUCUCGUACGUGACGCUUACUGCUGUGGACAUCUUCCCUUGCAUCAGGUGUAAAGAGCUGUUCGGGUUUCUUGCGGCAGGUGACCAACGCAGGCCUUAUGUUGAGCUGAGGCUGGACACUGGUGAUGUCACUGCAAACGAGGGAGCCGGAGGGGUCCGUGAAGGUGGAACAUUGGCAGCAGACGUUUUACGCCUCUGACUCGGGGAUACAGUCGGGAGCCACGACCAUCCGCGAUGAGGAGGAAUUGGAAUGCAGUAGCAGGAAGUACACAGUCACCUCCACCGCCGUGGAGAACGCCGCAGAUCUCGAGGCCCAGUACAGUCUGACUCGAGCCCAGAGAGUCCGUGCUGCGAUGUUUCCUGAGACGCUAGGGGAGGGAGAGACCGUCCUCACCAUGCAGAGCAACCCGGAUCAGCCCACCAACGUCCAGAGACUGGCCGAGCCCUCACAGCUCCUGAAAACAGCCAUCGUCCAUCUCAUCAAUUAUCAAGAUGAUGCUGAUCUGGCCACACGAGCCGUACCAGAGCUCACCAAACUCCUGGCCGAUGAGGACCAGGUGGUGGUAAACAAGGCUGCGCUCAUCGUAAACCAGCUUACGCGGAAGGAGGCGUCUCGUCGUGUUCUCAUGCAGUCUCCUCAGAUGAUCGCAGCUGUGGUGAGGGCCAUGCAGAACACAGGAGACCUGGAGACGGCCCGCUGCGCCGCCAGCGUCUUGCACAGCCUCUCCCAUCAGCGUGAGGGACUGCUGGCCAUCUUCAAAUCCGGCGGCAUUCCUGCGCUAGUGCGCAUGCUCAGUUCACCGAUGGAGUCCGUGCUGUUUUAUGCCAUCACCACAUUACACAACCUGUUACUGCAUCAAGAAGGAGCCAAGAUGGCCGUGCGUCUGGCCGAUGGUCUGCAGAGGAUGGUGCCCCUACUGAAAAAGAGCAAUCCAAAGUUUUUGGCCAUCACCACAGACUGCCUGCAGCUGCUUUCUUAUGGGAACCAGGAGAGCAAGUUGAUAAUCCUGGCAAACGGCGGACCAGAAAGUUUAGUGUUUAUUAUGAGAAACUACAACUAUGAAAAGCUUCUGUGGACCACCAGUAGAGUCCUGAAGGUUCUCUCUGUUUGUCCGAGCAACAAGCCGGCAAUCGUUGAAGCUGGAGGUAUGCAGGCCCUCGGCCAACAUCUCACGUGUUCAAGUCAACGGCUGACGCAGAACUGUCUGUGGACUCUACGAAAUCUUUCUGAUGCUGCAACCAAACAGGAAGGUCUCGAUGGUCUCCUGCAAAUUUUAGUGAGUCAGCUCGGCUCGGACGACGUGAACAUGCUCACCUGUGCUACGGGAAUCUUGUCCAACCUCACCUGCAACAACGCACGCAACAAAGCCCUGGUCGCUCAGAGCGGCGGGGUGGAGGCCCUCAUCCACGCUGUGCUUCGAGCAGGAGAGAAAGAAGACGUGGCCGAGCCCGCCGUGUGCGCCCUCCGUCAUCUCACGAGCCGCCAUGCCGAUGCCGAGCUGGCCCAGAACGCAGUGCGGCUGCACUACGGCAUCCCCGCCAUCUCCAAACUGUUGGGUCAGCCUCACUACUGGCCCGUGGUGAAGGCAACAGUGGGUUUGAUUCGCAACUUGGCCCUCUGUCCAGCCAAUCAGGUGCCUUUAAGAGAGGCUGGAACAAUCCCCCGAUUGGUCAACCUUCUACUGAAAGCCCAUCAGGAAACUCAAAGACACGGCUCAGGAACCCAGCAGACCUAUCAGGAUGGCGUGCGAAUGGAGGAGAUUGUUGAAGGAUGCACGGGCGCUUUGCACAUACUGGCCAGAGAUCCGAUGAACCGAGGGGAAAUUGCCAGCAUGCAGACUAUUCCUCUGUUUGUACAACUUCUGUACUCGUAUGUGGAGAACAUAAAGCGCGUCUCUGCUGGUGUGUUGUGUGAGCUUGCUCUGGAUAAACAGUCUGCCGAGAUGAUUGACGCGGAGGGCGCCUCCGCUCCUCUGAUGGAGCUCCUGCAUUCUCCCAAUGAGGGCAUCGCCACGUAUGCUGCAGCAGUACUGUUCCGUAUCUCUGAAGAUAAAAGUUCAGACUACAGAAAGCGAGUGUCCGUGGAGCUCACGCACUCUCUCUUCAAGCACGACCCUGCAGCCUGGGAAAUGGCACAUGCUGCUAUGCCCCUUGACCCUGGAUACAUACCAGAUGAGCUGGAUCCAGUAUACCAUCCCUAUGGUUACUCUGAUAUGCCCUUGGAUGGUCUCCCGCUGGACCCUGAGCUUCAUGAGCAAUACAUGGCAGAAAUGACCUAUGACCCUCGACAGGUGUACCCAAAUCCUCUAUAACAACACUGCCACCAGGUCGAAUGAAGCAGAAGAACGCGGUUUCUUCCCUGCAGCAGGUGUGAUCCAGGCCGUGAAAGUGUGCAGUGCUAAAACGAAAGAAGAAGAAAAUUCCUGACUUGCUUUGGUUCACCACUGGUUGUUGUGAUGUGAACUCUCAAGCACUGCCUAACUCAUUUCAGUAUCUUGUGCUACUAACAGAGUGACAGCCUAAAAGUGUUGGUGAUGCAAUGAGCAUGUGUUCAUAACAUGUACAUUUUGUACUUUAUAUUGUUUGUCCAAAGAUAGAAAACUAGACAUGUAGCAUAGCAGCAGCACAGCCACCACAGGGUUUAGAUUUUUGCUUCCUGUGAAUCUGUGGCUUUGAGGCGUUUCUAAUGAGUCGAACAAAUCAAAAUAACAAAAGCAACAUAAGAACAAUUACAACGACUAAAACUUGGCUAUGUUGUCAUAAUUGCUACUUAUUGCCUCAAUUCCUCAUUCUGUGGACGUGUCGGCACAUUUCAGUUGGUUAAAAAAACAACACCCAUAAAAGCUUACUUGCUUACAUUCUUGACAUAUUUUAUGAAAGAAACUGAUAUUCAGUUACAAGAAAGGGUGUAUGGUUUCAUGUAAUGCUGUUAUGAAAUACUGUCAAAGGAAUUGCAUAUAUUUACAUUUAUCCAUUUGGCAGACGCUUUUAUCCAAAGCGAUUUACAAGUAGAAGAGUAUAAACAUUCUGUCUACAGGCUUAAACAGUACCGUUUGUUUACAAGGCCAUGCUACUAAAAGGAUCAAAGCUUGAGUAAGCAAGGGAGACAUUUAUUUUUUUGAAUCAAGACAAAGAGAGUUAUUGAUAAGUCAAAUAAAUGCGGAACAGGGAUGUUUUGAGUUGUUAUCUUUUUAAGUUGUAAAGGAUGCAGCAGUUCGGGUGGAGGCUCGCAGUUCAUUCCACCACAAGGGAACGGAAUGAGUAAAGGUUCUUGCAAGCGAGUUGGUGCCUUGAUCAUUUGCAAGGGCUUGACUGCAUUGGACGGAAGUCCGGCCAGUAGAGAACUGCAGUUGUCCAGUCUUGACAUGACCCGAGCUUAGACUAGUAUCUGAGAGGCAUGCUCCGACAGAAACGGCCUGAUUUCCUGAUGUUAUAGGGCACAUACUUACAAGUUUGAGUGGUUGUUGAGGUGUGAGAGACGCAGUUUGUAGUAUUUGAAAAGGAUCCACAAUCAUUUUCACAACUAAUUUCACACAUUAUACAUGCAAAACAUUUGACUCCUAUUUAGUUGUUUUUUUGUCACUGCUACAACAUUAUAAAUGUAGUUUAGGAUUCACAGGUUUGUCUUUUGUAGAUAACUGUGUUAAAACAGUUUUUAUGUUUUUUUAUAUAAAUCUAUACAUUUAUCUUUCACCUUCAGUUCCAGUAGCACAAUGACAUUAACCAAAAUUAUGUUUUUGCUUUCGUACAAUAAGUAUUCAGAUUUGUUGUUUUCAUUUUGUAUGAAACGUUAGAACAUACUGUUCAUCACGGCAGAAUGAAAAUUAGGUUUAUUUUAUAUAUAAGUGCUAUUAACAUUGUAGAGAUUCUUUAAAUGGCCCCUACACAAGAACAAAAUGAUCCUGUUAAUGCCUCUUUAUACGACAUCCUAAAACUAUAAAUAUUUUUUUACUCAGAAAUUGUUUUUCAUCAUUGUACAUACUUCGACAUGCGUGCUAUUAUCCAUUUUUAAUGACAUGAAAUAUGUGGUCAGAAGAUGAUGAGUGUUUAUAGAUCUUGUACAGUAGGCCCACAGUGUCGAAUAUUGGCACACUUGUUAAAUAUGAGCAAAGAAGGCAGUAGAAAUAUAUCUGCAUUGUUUUUCCUUUUGAUCUCUAUAAAAACAAAUCUACAAAAUUCCAAUAUUUCAUUAAAGUAAAAACAUUUAAAGUGAUGGAAUAUUACAUUAUGAUUUUUUCACAAUAAUCGGCACUCUUGUAUUCAAACAUUUCUGCAACCCCCAUUUGCAUGAAAAACAGCUCUUCAGUCAUUUCUUUUAUGUCUGACGAGGUUUGAGAAUAUAUGGCAUGUCAUCCAAGUCCCUUCCUUCUUAAGAUCCUUUAAAUGUUGGUGCUCUCUUGUCUUCAGUUCAUCCCACUCAUUUUCUAUAGGGUUCAGAUCAGGGAACUGGGAUGGCUAUGGCGGGAUCUUGGUAUUGCUUUCAGUUACACAUUUUGGGUUGAUUUUGAUGUUUAAUUUGAACCAAUGUGCUAAUGGAAGAUCUAACCACGACCCUUUAUAAUAUCUCUAGCAGAGCAAGUCAGAUUUUUUUAUUUAUUUGUUGGUAAUUGAUAAAAAGCAUGAUGCCAUGCAUCUGAACAAGAUGUCCAGAAACUCUGUAAUGAAUGUUACAGAAUUCCCUCCACUUCAAAUUUUUUACUUAAUUAAAUGAUGGAAUAUUGUAGAUUUUUUAUAAAAGAUCAAAAGGGAUUUUACAGCCUUCUUUUCCAGAUUUUUACAAUGGGUGCCAAUAUAAGUGGAGGGCACUGUAUAUGCAUUUGCAGAACUGUGGUAAAGUAUGGUUGCUGGUUGAUGAAAUUACAAUAAUUAUUUAGCAGCUGCAGUGUUAUAAUUCACGUAAACAUUAAUCUCCGACCUUUAAAUAACUCUUUAAAUUCAUAUGCAUACAAAUGUUGAACAGCACAAGAAAAAUAUUGGACUUCCAGACGAAGCACUUUCAUAUAUCAGUUUUUUUUUCAAGUAUAGAGAACAAUGAGUGUGAUUCAUGCAACGUUUAAUUUGUCCAUCUGAAAUAUAAUGAAAGAAACUUGUUCCUCUGAUGUUUCUGUAACUGUUUCCCCAUUCUAUUCUAACCUGAGAAACAUGAUUCGGGUAACCUUGCCCUGUGUCAUGAGAUUACACAAAGCUGUGCAUUUUGACAUGGAGUGAUUUGUGAGGUUUCAGUGUUACUCAAUGCAGUUAUCAAAUCAAUAUUUCCACCUGCGAGAAACAAAAUGCACGGGAUGUACAAGAAAUUAUAAUAAUAUGCGGUUGAAUUUUUUCCAAAUAAAUAAACCCAAGUAAAUUA
Molecule: messenger RNA, 5521 nt
Organism: Triplophysa dalaica
Lineage: Eukaryota; Metazoa; Chordata; Actinopteri; Cypriniformes; Nemacheilidae
Gene: jupb
Product: junction plakoglobin b
Exons: 17
Coding region: 300-2486 (728 amino acids)
Biological process (GO): positive regulation of transcription by RNA polymerase II; cell adhesion
Cellular component (GO): catenin complex; adherens junction
Molecular function (GO): transcription coactivator activity; alpha-catenin binding; cadherin binding
Source: RefSeq, a predicted model, not a curated record